Messenger RNA from Cajanus cajan (pigeon pea), 5077 nucleotides. It is a transcript of the gene IYO, whose product is annotated as RPAP1-like, carboxy-terminal protein. Lineage: Eukaryota; Viridiplantae; Streptophyta; Magnoliopsida; Fabales; Fabaceae. The record is from RefSeq and is a predicted model, not a curated record.
GUGGUUCUGUCUCUGUUCGUUGUUUGAGCUUGUUGUGUUGGUCAAGUGUGUGCUAUGGAGAAGGAAAAGGGCAAGAAGGUGAAGGUGUUGAGCACGAGCUCGCUCCAAAUAAACGAAAAUGACGCCUCUCACUUGGUCGGUUCCAUCGUCGAAAAGGGUAUCUCUCAUUCACUCAACAGUAACCUCUCUUUCCCCAAACCCACCGUUCUUCCUUUUCCCGUUGCACGCCAUCGUUCACAUGGUCCUCAUUGGCGUCCGUUGAAUAGUAAAGGGGAUGAUGACAAUGAGGGUGAUGAUAGUGAUAAUAAUGUUGAGGAUGAAGAAGAUAAAAAUUUCCAGGAGUUUGCAAGAGUUGCAACCUUUGCUAAGCCGGUUCAAAGGAGGAGGAAAAAGGGUUUGGAUUUUAGAAAAUGGAAGGAGAUCACCCAGGAUGGUAAUUCUUCCUUGGCGAAGGAAUCCAAGGAGGAUGUAACAAGCUUUAGCCAAACUACAGGGAAAAAGAAAAAUGUAAAAGGCAGCAAGAGUGCAGACAAGAAAACCUCAUCUUCUUCUGAUGGUAAUGUCAGUUCUUCUAUGGAAGUUGAUGUUAAACUGCAGUUAGAUAGCUCAGAUGGCGGGUUUACAAAUUCAGCUACAGCUAUGGAAAUAGAUACAUCAAAUGAGGUAGAUCAUCGGGAAAAAGUUAAAUACACCAGAAGUUAUGAUGACAAGGAAGAAAAUGAAUCUGUGCCUGAAUGGGACCAAAUUUGCUCUGAUUUGCAAAGGCCAGGGCAAGCUUACUUGACUUCAAGCACAUUGUCUUGUUCUAGUUCCAAUAACAUUAGAAGUGAACAAAAGUCCGUGUCUGUUGAGAGUGAAAUUGAUGCUGAGAAUCGAGCUCGGAUUCGGCAAAUGUCAUCUGAGGAGAUUGCUGAAGCCCAGGCUGAGAUAAUGGAGAAGAUGCACCCUGCAUUACUAAAAGUACUACAGAAGAGGGGGCAGGAGAAAUUGAAGAAACAUUUUAGUUUAAAAUCAGAAGUGGGUACUGUCUCAGAAUCUGUGAAUGGACACAUUCAGGACCCUCAAGAUGAAAAGCAUCUGCAUACAGAGAAUGGCAUCUCUCAUGCAGUGAUGACUCCACCAUCCAAAGAAAAGCUAGAUGAUGAGAAAUUUAGCAGAAAGACUUCAACCAGCACUAGUAGUAGCUCAUGGAAUGCUUGGAGCAAUAGAGUUGAGGCUAUUAGAGAGUUACGAUUUUCCUUGGCUGGGGAUGUUGUAGAUUCUGAACGGGUAUCAGUCUAUGAUAAUGUCACUGAACGUGACUAUCUGCGGACUGAGGGAGAUCCUGGUGCUGCCGGUUAUACAAUUAAAGAAGCAGUGGCACUCACUAGAAGUGUGAUUCCUGGACAAAGGGCACUUGCAUUGCAUCUCCUUUCAUCUGUGCUUGAUAAGGCAUUACACUAUAUUUGCAAAGACAGAACAGGGCAUGUGGCAAAAGUUGAGAACAAAUUUGACAAAUCAGUUGACUGGGAGGCUGUUUGGGCUUUUGCACUUGGUCCAGAACCUGAGCUUGUGUUGUCACUUAGGAUGUGUCUUGAUGAUAACCACAAUUCAGUAGUUCUGGCCUGUGGAAAAGUUGUUCAAUGUGUGUUGAGUUGUGAUGCAAAUGAGAACUACUGUGAUAUCUCAGAUAAGAUAGCAACUUGUGACAUGGAAAUUUGCACAGCUCCAAUUUUUAGGAGCAGACCAGAUAUUAAUUUUGGAUUUCUUCAAGGGGGUUUCUGGAAAUACAGUGCCAAGCCUUCUAAUAUUCUUCCUUUCAGUGAGGAUUCAAUGCAUAAUGAGACUGAAGGAAAACAUACUAUUCAAGAUGAUGUAGUGGUUGCUGGGCAAGAUUUUACUGUAGGUCUAGUUCGAAUGGGAAUCCUUCCUAGACUUCGUUAUCUUUUGGAGACAGAUCCUACCACAGCUUUAGAAGAAUGUAUUAUUUCUAUAUUGAUUGCCAUAGCGAGGCAUUCACCUACAUGUGCUAAUGCUGUACUGAAAUGCGAAAGACUUAUUAAGACAAUUGUGAAUAGGUUUACUGCUGACAAUUUUGAAAUUCGAUCUUCUAUGAUCAAAUCUGUAAGACUCUUGAAGGUGCUAGCUCGGUUGGACAGGAAAACGUGUUUGGAGUUUAUAAAGAGUGGUUAUUUUCAGGCUAUGACUUGGAAUUUAUAUCAAAAUCCUUCUUCCAUGGAUCACUGGCUAAAGCUAGGGAAGGAAAAAUGUAAACUUGUGUCUGCUUUGAUUGUUGAACAAAUGCGUUUCUGGAGGGUUUGCAUUCAAUAUGGAUAUUGUGUAUCUUACUUCUCGGAAAUGUUCCCUGCCUUGUGCUUCUGGUUGAAUCCACCUUCAUUUGAAAAACUUGUUGAAAACAAUGUUUUGUAUGAAUCUACUUCCAUCUCUAGGCAGGCAUACCUUGUUCUGGAGUCAUUGGCCGGGAGACUUCCAAAUCUAUUUUCAAAGCAGUGUGAGCCCACUGGUGACUCAGAGGUAUGGUCUUGGAGUUAUGUUGGUCCAAUGGUUGACUUAGCCAUAAAGUGGGUAGCAACUAGAAGCGAUCCAGAAGUAUCUAAGUUCUUUGAGGCACUGAAAGAAAGGAGACAUGACUUUACUUUCCAAGACCUUUCUGCAACUCAUUUGUUAUGGGUGUAUGCUGCUGUGACUCACAUGCUUUUCAGGGUGCUUGAAAGGGUGACAUGGGGGGAUACUAUCAGCCCCCUGGAAAAUAAAGGGCAUGUGCCAUGGCUUCCAGAAUUUGUACCUAAGAUUGGACUUGAGUUGGUCAAAUAUUGGCUUAUGGGCUUUUCAGCAUCCUUUGGGACAAAAUUUGGAAGAGAUUCUGAAGGUGAAUCUUUUAUGAAGGAACUGGUUUAUUUGAGGCAGAAGGAUGAUAUUGAAAUGUCUUUAGCUUCCACAUGUUGUCUAAAUGGAAUGGUCAAGAUUAUUAAUACAAUUGAUAAUCUGAUACAGUCUGCCAAGAUUGGCACAUGUAGUCUCCCACGCAAAGAUCUAAGUCUCUCAGAAGAAGGAAAAGUGCUCGAGGAUGGCAUCGUUAAUAGGUGUUUGGUUGAAUUAAGGUAUAUACUUGAUGUUUUCAUGUUAUCAGUUUCUUCAGAGUGGCACCGCAUACAGUCCACUGAGUCAUUUGGUAGAGGCGGACCGGUCCCAGGAGCAGGAAUUGGAUGGGGUGCCCCAGGUGGAGGAUUUUGGUCGGAAACAGUUUUAUUGGCACAAACAGAUGCAAGAUUUCUCCUUUAUUUGAUGGAAAUUUUUGAAAAUGCAUCUAAAGAUGUUCCUUUGACCGAAGAAACAACCUUCACCACGCAACAGGUUAAUGCUGGCUUGGGAGUGUGUUUAACUGCAGGGCCUAGAGAUAAGGUUGUUGUAGAAAAGACAUUGGAUCUCUUGUUCCGUGUCUCUGUUUUGAAGCACCUUGAUCUCUGCAUACAGAAUUUUCUCUUGAAUAGGAGGGGUAAAACCUUUAGCUGGCAACAUGAUGAAGAGGAUUAUAUGCACUUCAGCAGGAUGUUAUCAUCUUAUUUCAGGAGUAGAUGGUUGUCUGAAAAGGUGAAGUCUAAAGCUGUGGAUGGCAGUAGUUCCAUGGACAUUAAGACCCCUCCAAAAGUUGGUGCUUGUUUGGAAACCAUAUAUGAGGACUCAGACACGUCUUCCAUGACAAGUCCGUGCUAUAAUUCUUUGAUGAUAGAAUGGGCUCACCAGAAACUACCACUUCCAGUUCACUUUUAUCUUAGUCCAAUCUCAACAAUUUUGCCUAGGAAGCAGACUGAUAGUAUAAAAGUUGAUGAUGUACUACAGGAUCCCUCUAAUUUGCUUGAAGUUGCCAAAUGUGGGCUUUUCUUUGUUUUAGGUGUUGAAGCAAUGUCCAAUUUUCAAGGCACUAACAUUCCUUCUCCUAUUCAGCAUGUAUCGCUGACAUGGAAGUUGCAUUCCUUAUCUGUCAAUUUCCUUGUUGGAAUGGAAAUACUUGAGCAAGAUCGGAGCAGGGAUACUUUUGAAGCUUUACAGGACCUUUACGGUGAGCUUCUUGAUAAGGCAAGGGUUAACCAAAGUAAAGAAGUUAUUUCAGAUGAUAAAAAGCAUCUUGAAUUUUUGAGAUUCCAAUCUGAGAUUCAUGAAAGUUACUCAACUUUUAUUGAAGAACUUGUAGAGCAGUUUUCUGCUAUAUCUUAUGGUGAUGUGAUUUUUGGUCGUCAAGUUUCACUUUAUCUGCACCGUUGUGUUGAAACUUCCAAUCGACUUACCGCCUGGAAUGCACUGUCCAAUGGUCGUGUUCUUGAGCUUUUGCCACCUCUAGAAAAAUGCAUCUCAGGUGCAGAAGGAUACCUUGAACCUACUGAGGAUGAUGAAGGGAUUUUGGAGGCUUAUACCAAAUCGUGGGUUUCCGAUGCCCUGGACAGGGCUGAAAUUCGAGGAUCAGUGGCAUAUACUCUGGUUGUCCAUCAUCUUUCCUCAUUUAUAUUUGGUGACUGUCCAAAGGAUAAGUUAUUGCUGCGGAACAGACUUGCUAGGUCUCUCUUGCGAGAUUAUGCUGGGAAACAGAAGCAUGAGGGAAUGUUUCUGAACCUCAUUCACCAUAAGAAGCCACCAACAUGUGUCAUGGGGGAGCAGCUGAAUGGUGUACUUUCUGAAAAGAGUUGGUUAGAGUCCAGAUUAGAAAUAUUGGUUGAGGGUUGUGAGGGAAAUUCCUCUCUUUUGACAGUGGUAGAGAAGUUAAAGGCUGUUGUAGAAAAGAGUUAAUAGUGGUAAUCAAUAUAUAACCAUGUAAAUAUAAAAUGAGAUACACAAAAAGUAGAACAAAGGCUUUUAUGUAUAGAUUUUUGCAAUGGGGUCUCAAAUGUACUGGUUGGAGCAUACUGGCCACUGUUAUUGGUUCUUUUGUUAGAGUGGAGUCUGCUGAUCUUUUCAUCAAGAUUCUUGGUACCAAGUCCUAACGCAUGCUAUGUACAUAAUGAAAGAAUACUAGUAAUGCAGUUGGGUUGUUAUAAACUUAUAUUUAUUUUCUCUUUGAUCUCAUUUUCAUUUCAUUUUGUUU